AUGGAUCCCUAUGCCGUGACCGCGCUGCGGUCUGUCUCCUACCGCAUCGCUUCCACGCCGACCAAGCACCUGCCGGCUAUCAUCCCUCAUGUCACCGCUGCCCUCCUGGCCUGCAGGCCCCUCCUCUCCCUUCCGCUGACCUCGUCGGCAAAGGAUGCUUCAGAGGCCGCCGUCCUGGUCCACAAGUUCAGGACCCAGAUCUCGACCCUCCUCCAGGACCGCUCCGUCGAGGGCAGAUGGGCCGGCGCCGUCCUCGUCAAGUCGGCCGUCGAGCUCGGCGGCUGGGAGACGCUCCAAAAAUGCGGGCCCUGGGUGCGAGGUCUGCUCGGCAUCCUGUCCAAGCCCGACCCUUCGACCACCAAAGUCUUCUGUAUAGUGACUCUGACUCGCAUCUUCAUGCUCACGCGUGACUACCAGACUCUUGUGAGAGAGAUCACCACGCCCUCCCUGACGCCGUUCAUCACGUCCUGCAUGAACAUCUUGACUCGCUUCAAGGAUGGGGAUGCGAGUCUGCAGCAUUUGACCGAGACAGUUCUUGAAAGCUUUUCUCGCCUCUUGCCUCGUCACCCUACUGUCUUCCGUCCUCACUUGACUAAGAUUGGCCAAUUUCUUGCUACAGUGAUUGCUCCAGCCCAAGAGAACCUGUUGACUGCAGAGGGAGACGCCGCGGCACGUCGUCUCUACACUCAGAUCCCCUGCUGUGCUGCAAAGGGGGCUUCUCAGCAGGAUUGGGAGAAGUCCUUCCAGACAGUCGUUGCAGCUUCGCACCAGACCGCUGAUAAGGUCUUCCGUGCCAUUAUCGAAGAUUGGGAAUCAGUCACCGGCGUUCAGUCAUUCAACAACAACAACGUUCGGGCCGUUGAACAGGAGGUCCAGCAAAGCGAGCCUGACCUUUGUGGAUUCCCCGCAUGGACGGGAAUAUACGCUGGUAGUCGACGUCUGAUAGGUCUGUUGGACUUGUUGACUGAACUUACCAUUGCACCGACUGCCAGCGUAGUCAGCUUCCGCAUUGCGCACGUUAUGGAUCUUCUUACUCGAAUCCUUUCACUCACAGCUCCUGCAGCAGCCAAGGGUCGAAAGCAGCAAGAAAGCGGAAUCACUUUCAAUGACCAGAUCAGCAGGGAUGAGCGCAACGACCUGUGGGUCGUCUUGCCGCACGUCCAUGUGGCAGCAAUUAGCUUGUUCGAAGCACUUGUGGAGAGGUUUGGUCAGGCACUUGCUCCGGUCAUGGAAUUCUUCCUUGAACGUCUGAGCUUCCUGUUCCAAGAGGAGUGGUCACUUGCCUCCAUCCGCACCGCUGCCUAUUCGGUGCUGACCCAACUACUGCCCAUUUUAGGACAGGCGCUGCCCACUGCACAGGUCAAGAGCCUGAAUCGCAUUAUGCACGCUUGUUGUAAUGACCUUGCUCCAAGAGAAAAAGUUGAGCCUGCAGUCCAGCCUUCCUCGACUACUGCGGCCAACGGCAAUAAGAACAAACAACCACAGGUUUCUAUGAAUGCGGAUACCUUCCUUGGCACCGCCAAACCGAAGAACGCACCUCAGUCUGCCGCCGAGGGUCUCUAUGAAUCGGCCUAUGCGCUCCUGCCGUGCUUGCUCACCUACCUCCCCGCGCAUGCCAUCGAUCAUUCUGCAAGAAAUCAUAUGGAGAGUACAGCUGUGUUGAUUCGGCAUGAGAAGGCACUCUUGGCUAGCGUGAUGAACCUUCCAUCAAGCGGCAAUACGCAGAGUUUGCUGCCUUUACUUGCGCGCAUAUUCCCAGAGUCGCCCGACGUGGAGAUGCUUCUUCGGCCACGCAUGCCGGUGAUCAAGGUUGCGGGUCGCGAAGGUCUGCCAAUGGAUGUGGAUGAAGAGGAAGAGGAGGAAGACGAAGACGAGGGGGAAAAUGAGAACGCAGAAGAGAAAGCGGAAAACGCGGGCGAACCCGAGAACGAUCAAAUGCAGAAGCAGGCGGAAGCAGCCAACAAGGGUGCUCCAAUCAAAGCUCAGGAAGAGCCUGUAUCUGCCACGAAGGAGAGCACCGAAAAACGUCCCAGCGAGGAAACUGCGCCACAAGCCCCUUCUCCUAAGCGCCUCCGUGUUGGUAGUCCUGGCCGCAUCGCACUGCAAGAACAAAAGGUUGAGGCCGCAGCCUCUUCCGCGAAACCUGCACCGGCACCAGCUGUCGCCAGUUAUGGGGGCAAUGACGCUGAAGAGGAGGACGAUGAAGACAUGGAGAUACCUACUUUGGUCAUGGAUGAUGAUGAGGAGGACAGUGAUAACGAAUAG
Aplosporella prunicola CBS 121167 is the source of this 2265-nucleotide messenger RNA. RefSeq lists its product as uncharacterized. The record is from RefSeq and is a predicted model, not a curated record. Gene Ontology annotation, biological process: rRNA processing. Lineage: Eukaryota; Fungi; Ascomycota; Dothideomycetes; Botryosphaeriales; Aplosporellaceae. The transcript has 2 exons. Gene Ontology annotation, cellular component: nucleus. The coding region runs from base 1 to 2265 and encodes 754 amino acids.